AUGCGAUUAGGAGGAAAAGAAGAUGUUUUUGCCAUUAUGACCACCUUUUGCAUUCACUUGCAAAACGACCCACAGCUUGCCAAGUUUUACGGGACCUACAAAUUGGAAGACCUGAGACUGCUGAUGAUUGACUUUUUCAACGCUGCCCUGCUCAAGAUCUUCCCCCGAGGCUUUGAUCUGAAGCAACAUGUGGCCAUUACUCAAUAUCACCAAUUGUCCAGUGGAAUGGGUCCAGAAGAAUUUGAUUUGAUGAUUCAGGCCUUUCGAAAUGCCCUUUGCGAUGAACCAAUACCUGCUGAAGUGGUGGAAGACACGGUGGAAUAUAUUUCGACAUUGAGAGCCUUCUUUGAAGAUGAGAAAAUGCAAACGCGGGCCAAGAAGAUUGCCGAUUCCAUGGUACAAGACGAACCAGAAGAAGUGGAAGUUCAAAUUCACAAUGCAAGUCACAAUCAUGCAACUCCCAAGAUUAGAAGUUGGAGCAGAGGAUCAAAAGGCAGAAGGACGACGAGACAUCAACGGACUAGUAACAGCCCAUCACACAAUUCGGAGGAUAGAGGCCAAGUUAUUGCUCCUUCCGAGCCACGUAUACGACGUGCAAGGCGGGGUUCCCUACAAUACCGCAUCUCCUCUGUGAUUCCCAUUCGGAGGAUCUCGGUCCCGAAAGAAAACGACAGGGAUCCCGGUCCGUUGGUAAGAAAGAAAUCGUUGGACAAAGCAUCAUUGGACCGCAAGAACUCGGCAUCCGAAAGCAGCGAGGAAUCGUCUUUUACAGAUGGACAUGCAAAGAAUAUCGGCGGCGAACCAGCUUCUAGUCGGAGGGCAAGAAGCCGCAGUAAGCAAUCCAAUAGCAGCAAAAGUCCAAACAGGAACAAUACUCCAGAGAGUAGAAAACCACCAACUGGAUCUUUUUCCUUCUCCCAAGCCCAAGAUGCUGCUGCAGCCGAGCGACCGAUACGGCGCAUGCCAAGACGUGGUUCCUUGCAAUACCGCAUCCGAUCGGCCAUUCCUAUCAAACGGCUUUCAGUUCCAAAGGAAAAUGAUCAAGCACCCAUUAUCAAGCCAAAGAAGAAUAUUGUCUUGGAUCGCAAGGUCUCUUCUCUUUCAACCGACAGCCAUGAUCAAGUGGAAAAGAAUUCGUCAUCAUCCUCGCCAAAGAGAAUAAGGAGCGACAGUAAUGACUUGACGGCACAGCCGCAACGGCAACCAGAGCAACAAACGGAGCAACAACAACAAUCCGAACCAAGUGCCCGGCGCAGCAUGCCCAGACGGGGAUCGUUGCAAUAUCGCAUCCGAUCGGCCAUUCCUAUCAAACGUCUUUCCGUUCCAAAGGAAAAUGAUCAAGAUCCUGGUCCGAUGGUGCCAAAACGACCUGUCUUGACCAAAACGGCCGACAGCAAGAACCCUUCCGUGUCCAGUUUCAUGACCUCUUCGGUAUCCAGCAUGAAACCACGGGGUGCUUCUCCCCACCGUCGACUCUUUCAAAUGAUGCGUCGCAUGGGAAACAAGGACAAGACUGCUAGUGGCAGUAGUGUGAAUGGAUAUGCUAGUUCCUCGGACGAUGACAACAACUUUGUUUCCAAUGAGGAAUUGGAACAAGUGGAACAAGAGCAAUUUGAAGAAGAAUAUCCCAGUCUCAACACGAAGCCCAUGCCGGUACAACAGACGACCCCGGCAUUUGAGGAACACAAAACGAGAAACUUUGGACAUGGAGAUCGAAGUACAUCUUGGGAGAAGGCUUUAGUUUUAUGA
Cylindrotheca closterium is the source of this 1749-nucleotide messenger RNA. The record is from the annotation of a GenBank genome assembly. NCBI's taxonomy places the organism in Eukaryota, Bacillariophyta, Bacillariophyceae, Bacillariales, Bacillariaceae.